AUGGAAGGAUCAGCUGUUACAAUACUUGUAUUAGCUGCAGCUUUUUUCUUUUUGGGUGUAGAGAUGCAAUGCUACAACUCUUGUGAGGUUGCUUGCGUACUGUUAACUGUGCUUGCUGUGGCAUGUGAAGCGAAAAAACCAGCUUCUAGUCCAACGAUAUACAUGUUUGAUUUCAGCAAAACGUCUGUCUUUAUUGUUAAUAGCUUGGAUUUUGACUUCGGUGGUUCUCUCGGAGACGCAGUUGCCCAAAAUAAACCAAUGCAAGAAAACCAAAAUUCCCAUUCCUUCUACACCGAUUCUCAGCCUUUUGACUCUCAGAUUUUUCUCUCUUCCUCGCCUGGUGAUAAAGGUGGCAAUGCUAAUGAGGUACCAUUGGCACAAAAUACUGUAUCUUUUGAUGACCCCGUUCCUGUUGAAGAUGCAUUUGAGACCCAAGUAGUUGAUGAAACACAAGUACUGGACGAUCCUCUUUGCCUUCAACACAUGGACACUCAAUUAAUAGAUGAUUUUAAUUGUGAUGGUGAAGGAACGGAUAAGACUGAAGUUUUGGAUGAUAGUGAUGGGUUCUCUGAUGAUGACUCUCAAAGAAGAGGCAGAUGUGAAUCCCUUUAUGGGGAGAGGAGUUGGCAAACUUCCCUUGAACACAGUAAGAACAUAUUGGUGGAGCAACCUGAUGAAAACUGUAGUUCCAGACUCAAUGCUACUCCUGAAACGCCAACUGUUCAAAUCAGCCAAGAGCCAAAACCUGGUUCUACUACGAGAUUUACUUCAGUCCGUGCAGCAUCUUUACGGGCAUCUGGUCUAGCAGCUCGCAGAAUUGUUUUGAAAGGAACCAACAAGGAGUCUAGUUUUCUCCAGAAUAAUAAUCAGCUUUCAGAAGAACAUGCUAUGAAAAAUAAUGGGUCAAACACAGAAGUGUGGAAGGAAGUUGAUCAGGUGUGUGGUGCAGGAAGAUACAAUGAAGUGAAGGAAUUGAUGAAUGUGCAUGAUUGUAAGAUUGGCCGUUCUACUGUGAGAAAACUCUUUGAUGACAAUUACUUUGUUGAAAAUGAAGAACUUGCUUCCAGAAAUGAUAAUACUGCAGGUGGAAAAGAAAUCCAUCAAUUUCCCACGUGUUAUGAUGGGCUGGUUGGGUUAAGCUAUAUUGACUCCCAAGAACCUGGAGAAUUAUCACAAGCCGAUGCAUUUGCCUGUGUGCAAAGGUUGAUUGAAGAGAAUAAGGCAUUGUGUGAUAAUGAAUUUGAACUGGGGAUUAGUAGCAAGGGAAAAUUAAAUUUUGUUUCAGCCACAAAAGGGCCACAGAGUUUGGCCAAGAAAAUCAACUGUGGAGGCACUAACUGGAAAACAGGAAUUUUUGACUGGGAUGAUGAACAAGAAGAUGAGGGAGGGGGAGAUCUUUUCUGUAGAAGAAAGGAAGAAUUUUUUGGUAGUGCAAAACUUGGGCAAGGAUCUUUUAUGAAACCCCAGAAGGUCAAAGGGAAACAACUGGACGGAUACACAAAGACUAUAGGCAAAUCAGAUAUCCAGAAUGAAAUAGUUGUUCAGUCUGAUUCUCAAGUUGUGUUGCAUAAUGCAGAGCUGAAUAACAAGAAAGCACCAGAAGCUGAAAUGGGUUUUAGAAAGAAUCUUGUUAGUGCGUUUGAUGAUGAGUCUAAUAUAGCAACUACAUCAGGGCAAUUGCAAUCUGGUCUUGCCAGGAAUCAGAUGCUGCAAGUGCUUGAUGUAGGUUUGGACACUCAAAUGGCUGCUGAAACCAUAGAAGCCUCGUUGUAUGGGGAUGGAAUUACUAAUAUUGGUGCUAAUAAUGUGUCAGGAAAUCCAGUUUCUCAAAAAGGAUCUCCAGGAAGAAAAGUUAAGAGGAUGAUGCACGAUAUUGGAGUUUCCACAAGACAAUCUAAGAAAUCAAAGAGGAUUGGUGCUAAAUCAAAUGAACAACCUUCAAGAAAAGUUAAGAAGAGGAUGCCACAAGCUGUUGGGGUUGCAACAAGACAAUCUAAGAAAUCAAAGAGAAGUACUUCAAUUUCAUCUAAGAAUCAUUCUGAGAUUGUCAGAAACAAGUCUGAUAUGGAGCUAGUAAAUACAAGGAGGAGGACUAAAUCCAAUUUUGAAGUCUCAAUGACCAAUGGGAUAAGAGGGGCAGACAAAAUGCUAACUAAAAUGGCAGGAGGGCCUAUUGAAAGAAGCCUACAUGAUGCACUUGAUGCACACCAUGAGGCUGCUUUAACUGGUAGUGGCUCAGUUAAGAAAUGGAACUUACCAGAGGAAUUUUCUACUUUGACACCCAUUGCUUGUCGAACUAGGCGAUCUCUGGUGGCCUAUCAAUUGAAACGUACUGAGAAUGUGUCUAGGGGUUGUGGAGAAGAAAAGAACUGUCCAAUUGAGAUCAGUGCCCUCAGACAAAAUGAAGCUGGUGCUGGAGUUGAGGCUGCUAAGGUGUUGUAUGCUAAUGGGAAAUCUUCAGAGUUGAUUUCCGAACAAUCUGGGGAACCUGAAAAUUUCAAAUCAAGAUCUACAAGUAUGAAUUAUGGCAUUAGUUGCCCAAAACGAAGAUCCUCUCGACAAAAAUCAAAUAAGCUUAAUGAACAAGUCAACUUAGAUGCUCAAUCCAAGGCAUGUACCAGUCUUGCUAAUUUAAACACAAAGAGGAAAACACUAUCCUCCAAAUCUAUCUGCUUAGAAUCCUCUUCCUUGUACGAAAAUUUCAAAGGGGAAUCAUCACAAAGAAGCAUAGAUAAAUCAAGUUCAGGUGAUGCUGCUCUUAGUUCCAUUGAGAAUGGGAAGAAGAGUUCUGCAGAUCAAAUGGGAGCAAAGAACAAAUUACCUGACAGAAAGGAUAAUGCACUUCUAUCGCCAUCUAUGGAACAUGAAGUAAAAGAAAUUUUGGAUCAUUUACAUAAUGAGGAAACUAAACCAUCAAAUUCAAUGUGUAAUUCCCCAGUUAACAGUACGAACCCUCCAGUGAAUUCUGCAUCACCUAUCUGCAUCGGUAAUGAAUAUGUUAAGCAAUCAGGCACGAAGAGGCUGUCAAGAUCAUGCCUCAUGAGAGAAGUUAGUAGCUUAUGUGCCACAGAGCGAGAGCCUAUUUCUAAACUAAAAGAUUCCAGGAAGAGAAAAGAACUGGGUGAUGUCAGAGUCUUGUUCAGCCACCACUUGGAUGAGAACAUGAUUAAGCGGCAGCAAAAGAUUGUGGACCGGCUUAAAGUUUCUGUUGUGUCCUCCAUUACAGAUGCAACACACUUUAUUACUGAUAAGUUUGUGCGUACAAGGAAUAUGUUACAAGCCAUUGCUUCUGGCAAACCGGUGGUGACACAUUUAUGGCUUGAGAAUGUUGGACGGGCUAACUACUAUAUUGAUGAGCAAAAAUACAUACUCAGGGACAUGAAAAAGGAGAAGGAGAUUGGAUUUAACAUGCCAGUUUCAUUGGCACAUGCACGUCAGCAUCCACUUCUGCAGGGUCGAAGAGUUCUAGUCACACCUAGCAUAAAGCCGGCUAAAGAAAUAAUUUUAGACUUGAUUAAAGUAGUUUGUGGUCAGGCAGUGGAGAGAAUUGGCAGGUCUACUCUUAAGAAUGAUAUGGUCCCAGAGGAUCUGUUGGUUUUAUCUUGUGAGGAGGAUUACGAAGUUUGUGUGCCUUUCCUUGAAAAAGGAGCAGCAAUUUACAGUUCAGAGCUGCUACUGAAGGGGAUUGUUACUCAGAAGCUGGAAUAUGAAAGGCAUCGGCUCUUUGCAGAUCAUGUGAAGAGAACUCGUUCUACAAUAUGGCUGAAAAAAGGUGGUGGUGAUUUCGUUCCCGUCGCAAAGCAUAAAUAGCUGCUGUUAGCCUGUUGCUGCUCUCUUCUUUUUUGGUUUUUCCUUCAUGGGGGCAGAGGGUGUUUCCUUUUCUUUAUUUCUUUUUUCUUUUUUUCUCCUUUUAUCUCCUCUCAUGCAGAGAGAGAUCAUGUAUACAUGUAGAAUGGGUCGUUUUCUUGUAUAUUUGUGUAACAUAAAAUGGAGAAUUUCGUUAGUCACACUCUUCA
Molecule: messenger RNA, 4016 nt
Organism: Manihot esculenta (cassava)
Lineage: Eukaryota; Viridiplantae; Streptophyta; Magnoliopsida; Malpighiales; Euphorbiaceae
Exons: 11
Coding region: 1-3810 (1269 amino acids)
Source: RefSeq, a predicted model, not a curated record